CGCUCUUUUCAGCCCCUCGCGCAGUUUCACUCAGUUCGUAGUCUUCGGCGGUUGAUGCACGUGUCACGCGGCUCGUAUUAUCGUUGACAUUUGACGGCUUUAUUAUGAUUAUUUAUUUAAUUUAAUUUUAAAUUAUUUUUCAAAUCCAGAGUUAGUAUUUAUACUGUUAUUUAUUGUGCUAAUAAAUUAUUGCUUCAUUAUAUUGUUUAGUCAAUUAAUGUGACAAAUAUUUGAAUGGAUUCUUCACACUCAAAGUUCUUUGUAUUUUGUUGAUAACAACGGAAGCUUAAGUUUCAUCGUUUAUGUCUUUAAUUGAGCUUAAUUACUGAUCACCCAAGUAUACUGGUAAUUCACAUAAAGAAGAAGCAUUUUAAUGAACGAGCAGUUUUAUGUAUGAUAAACAAUAGAGUACAUCAUAAAAGGCAAAUGUAAUAACAGCGAUAUCAAAAUCAAGGAUGAAGAAUAACGAAGACUCGCAGCUAGCAUGAUUAUAAAUAUAGCGAAAGAAAUUUGUGUCUUUCUGCUGAUCUUGGAUAUUCUGCAGGCAGUUACUACUUUUGAUCAUUACCCAGAUGAUGAUUAUGUUGUGGAGCACGAGGUGUCUUACUACAAAGCCAUUGCAAUGGCCAAAAAUCUCACUAUUCCAACAGGUACCAUACCUGGAUGUAAAGCAUGCACGAACGAAGAGAUGACCUACUGCAAAGACGGAAGUGUUAUUAAUGAUCAUUGUUGUUGUGACAGUGCUUACAAUGAAGUAUUUCCGUUUGUAGAACAUACUUGUCGAAUAGGAAGACAAGCGUGUAAAAUAAAAGUCGACAAUUGUGCUGAAUACGAGAGAUUAAGGGACUGCUGUUGUCUUUCAUACUUAGGUUCUGUGUGGAAAUAUCGAGCCGGCGGGAUUGACAGCGUAAAACCAAGUUUAUUGAUAACUACAGGAGCUUUAUUGAUACUUCAUGUAUGCCAUAAGAUGUAUAAUUAAAUAUUAAAUAUACUUUAAGCGUAAAGAUAUUUUGUAAAGCAUGCUUUCGAUGUAAUAAAUUAUUUUUUCAAUAUACCACAA
Messenger RNA from Cotesia glomerata, 1060 nucleotides. RefSeq lists its product as uncharacterized. Lineage: Eukaryota; Metazoa; Arthropoda; Insecta; Hymenoptera; Braconidae. The transcript has 6 exons. Bases 485 to 979 code for a protein of 164 amino acids. The record is from RefSeq and is a predicted model, not a curated record.